AUGCCCACCUACACUAACAAAACCCUCGUCUUCGCCGCCAUCCCCGACGCCCUCCCCGUCGCAGGCGAGCACCUUGUCAUCGAAGAUCGCGGCCCCUUUGACCCUGCCACGCCCCCUCCCCCCGGCGGUUUGACUCUGUCCGUGCUCUACACCUCCUUCGACCCCUACCAGCGCGGCCGCAUGCGUCCGGCCCACGUCAAGUCAUACUCCCCUGCCUUCGAGCUCGGCGGGCCGAUCACGAAUGAUUCUGUCGCGCGAGUGAUCAAGAGCGAUGCGGAGGGGUUCAAGGAGGGGGACUUGAUCGUUGCGCAUCUACCGACUGCUGAGUGGGCGGUUUUGACGGCCGAGCAGGUGAAGAGCCAGGUGAGGAAGAUUGAUGUUGAGAAGACGCCGAAGGAGCUGCUGAGCAAUUUGGGGCUCUUCCUCGGGCCUCUGGGCAUGCCAGGUCUGACGGCGUGGAGCUCGCUGUAUGAGAUUGGCCAGCCGAAGAAGGGUGAGACGAUCUUUAUUAGCAGCGCGGCGGGCGCGGUCGGGCAGGUGGUUGGGCAGGUGGCGAAGAAGGAGGGGCUGCGGGUGAUUGGGAGUGUUGGGAGUGAUGAGAAGGCGAAGUUUGUGAUGGAGGAGCUGGGAUUUGAUGGCGUCUUUAAUUAUAAGACGGAGAGGACCAAGGAUGCGCUCAAGAGGCUUGCGCCCGAGGGGCUGGAUAUCUAUUAUGAUAAUGUUGGUGGCGAGCAGCUGGAGGCGGCAUUGAAUGCGAUGAAGCCUUUUGGACGUAUUGUGGCAUGCGGCAUGAUCUCUCAGUACAACCUCCCCGAAUCGGAGCGCUCCGGCCCGAAGAACAUCUUCCUCAUGGUGACCAAGCGCCUGACCAUGCGCGGCUUUAUCGUCAGCGAUCCCGGCUUUGGCGACAAGUAUGCGCAGGACCACCAGACCAAGCUGGGCCAGUGGCUUGCCGAGGGCAGCGUUAAGGCCAGGCUAAGCAUCACCGAGGGCAUCGAUAAUGCCGCCGAGGGCCUCAUUGGCAUGCUGCAGGGCAAGAACUUUGGCAAGGCCGUGCUCAAGAUCAAGAAUGAGGAUUGA
Thermochaetoides thermophila DSM 1495 is the source of this 1080-nucleotide messenger RNA. RefSeq lists its product as uncharacterized. NCBI's taxonomy places the organism in Eukaryota, Fungi, Ascomycota, Sordariomycetes, Sordariales, Chaetomiaceae. Gene Ontology annotation, molecular function: oxidoreductase activity, acting on the CH-CH group of donors, NAD or NADP as acceptor. The coding region runs from base 1 to 1080 and encodes 359 amino acids. The record is from RefSeq and is a predicted model, not a curated record. The transcript is spliced from 2 exons.